CACUGUGUGUGCCGGGACGGCGCGUGCGCCCGGUUCUGGUGGGUCCCCGGCCCCCGCCACCAACGCGCCCCGAGGAGCGGACGCCGGCCGCCCAGAUAUUUCGCGACGCGAGCGCUGGGGGCAGCGGGGAACGUCAUCGUCUUGUCCGGGGCGCCGGGGGGCCUGGGCAGCAUGGUGCCCUCCAGCCAGGAGGCGGAGAAGCAGAUGCCCGCAGAGCCGGGGCAGGACCUUGAGCUCAAGUCCUGGAGGUGUCUGGUGUUCUAUCUGUGUUUCUACGGCUUCAUGGCGCAGUUGCGGCCCGGGGAGAGCUUCAUCACACCCUACCUCUUGGGCCCCGAUAAGAACUUCACACGGGAACAGGUCACCAACGAGAUCACGCCGGUGCUGUCUUACUGCUACCUGGUGGUGCUGGUGCCCGUGUUCCUGCUCACCGACUACCUGCGAUACAAGCCGGUGCUGGUGCUGCAGAGCCUGAGCUACAUCUCCGUGUGGCUCCUGCUGUUGCUGGGCCGCUCCGUGCCGCACAUGCAGCUCAUGGAGCUUUUCUACAGCAUCACCAUGGCCGCCCGCAUCGCCUACUCCUCCUACAUCUUCUCGCUCGUGCGCCCCGCCCGCUACCAGCGCAUGGCCAGCUACUCGCGCGCGGCCACGCUGCUGGGUGUCUUCACCAGCUCCGUGCUGGGCCAGCUGCUCGUCACCGUGGGCAGGGUGUCCUUCUCCACGCUCAACUACAUCUCGCUCGGCCUCCUUGCCUUCAGCCUGGUCCUCGCCCUCUUCCUGAAGCGCCCCAGACGCAGCCUCUUCUUCAACCGUGACGCCCCUGUGUGCCGCGGGGCCGCGCCCUCCGAGCUGGAUCGCAUGAACCCGGACGCCAAGCUGGGCCGGGCGCUGCUGGAGGCCUGGCGGGACUGGACCCUGGUGCGCAUGCUCCGGGAGCUGGGGGACAACCUGCGGUCGCCGCAGCUCCGCCUCUGGUCCCUCUGGUGGGUCUUCAACUCGGCCGCCUACUACCUGAUCGUCUACUACGUGCACAUCCUGUGGAACGUGGUCCACCCCACCACGGACUCCACCUCAGUCUACAACGGGGGGGCGGACGCUGCGUCCACCCUGCUCGGUGCCAUCACCUCGUUCUCUGCGGGCUUCGUGAAGGUCCACUGGGCGCUGUGGGCGAAGCUGGUCAUCGCGGGCGUGACGGCGGCGCAGGCUGCGCUGGUCUUUCUCAUGUACAGUACCAACAACAUCUGGCUGUGCUACGUGGCCUUUGUGCUCUUCCGUGGUGCCUACCAGUUCCUGGUGCCCAUCGCCACUUUUCAGAUUGCGUCUUCUCUCUCUAAAGAGCUCUGUGCCCUGGUCUUCGGAGUCAACACAUUCCUUGCCACCGUCCUCAAGACCAUCAUCACCCUCAUUGUUUCUGACAAGCGGGGUCUGGGCCUCCCAGUCCACUCACAGUUUCUUGUCUACUUCGCAUACUUCCUGGUGCUGUUUGGUGUCUACCUCUUGGGGGCCGUGCUGGUGGUCCUGCAGCGCUUCCGGGCCAGCCGCCGUGCGCCCCAGCCCCCAGAGCUGAGCCCUGCCAAGGAGAAGGCCAUGCAGAUGCUGAGCGAACAGGAGGGCGGCCUCAGCAGCCUACAGCCCGAGGCCCUGCCACUGGCCUCCCAGGAGCAGAACCAGCAGCCCGAGGCCAAAGCCUGACCCUUUGACACCAGAGGCCACGCGCCAGCAUCCUCCACAUCCUGGGGCCUUGGCAUCUCAGAACGGACGCCCCCUCCGCGCCUCCACAGGUGGCCUGCCCCUUGGUGUCAGCAAUCCAGGUUUCUGGCCUCGUCCACAUUACAGGGUUCGGAUUGUGGAGCCAGUGGUGACCAGCGGGGACCCUUCAUGGUACCUCCCUGUGACCUGCACCUCGGGGGCAGCCUGCCUCAGGAGGGGCCUUGGCUUGUCCUGCAGUGGCCCAAGGACGGUGCCCCUCCGCCCUGCUUGGUGCUCUGGUCCUGUCCCCCACCCACACGUGGUGGGCAGUGGGGAUUCACACGCCCACCAGGCCUCCCCGCCAUCUCCCCCCACCCUGGGAAGCAGGCCCUGCUCGUCUCUGGGGACCAGUGACUGGGACGGGGACUCGGGCUCCCGCACUGCGGGGCUGGGAGCCCCGAUUUCUGUGGACUGUGGCUCAGUUGUCCAGGUACUUGCUUUAGAUGAUGUUGUUCCUUUUUUUUAAAAAAAUUGACCUACACGAGAAACCUUAAUGGGCCCCUGUUUCUGUGGGAGAAGCUGGACACUGCCCAGUGGCGGGCCCUUCUGUCAGGUGCACGCGGGGACGCUGGGGUCCCCGGAGCCCCACUUCUCCCCGGGCCCUGCACUGUCCUGCCCGUUUCUGAAGUGAGGUAACGCUGACCUACCUCACCGGGGACUGUGGGUGGCCUGGGGCCGCUCGCGUGCCAGCCCAGACGGACCGUCCGAGUGCACCUCCGCCGGGUGUGAGCGCCUGUUGUGUCCCUUCCGAGCUGCACGGUCUGCUCUCCCUGAAGGGGAUUAACCCCCAAGCCCCAAGCGUGGAGGGCCUUCUGAUCCUGUACUAGCCAGGCCUGGGGGGGGGGUAGGGGCAGGGAGGGGGACCCCUCCCUGCCCCUGCCCCUGUCCCCCCACAGGCAGGGACCCACUCCAGGCCCACAGGUCCUUGGGCUGAGCACAGCCCUUCCUACAACUCCCGUGGUCUGGAGCAGCGCCCGCGCUCCCUGGGACCGGAGGGAAGGGGGCUGCUUGGAGCCAUCCUGGCAGGGAGCGGUCGGAAGGACACGCCUGGCCGGGGAUGGGCUGCCGGAGCCUGCGGGGGGAGCCCUGGAGGCCGCCGUGAGGAUGGAGGCCACUGUGCGGGGAGGCCGGGCAUCCACACGCACUCACCGUGGCGCCCCGUGGACCCUGUGAGGAGGGGGCAGCGCUGUUCCCCGUCCGAGCUCAGAGAUCUAGCAGGACUGGGUGGGUGGAGGGGGUGAGUGUCACCUCUGGUCCCUGAGCACAUGACACAGGGCCCUGCUGUGCGCCCCCGCCCUGGGACUCCCCUGCCCUGCGAACCCUCCCGUCAGUGGCCGCCCGGCCGCCUGGCCUCAGCCGGUUCCACACGCAGCAGCAGCUGCAGGGAGAACGCGGGUGCAGGGCGCAGACCACCUGUGCGGCCUGGGAGCGAGAGCCUGUGAGGGCUGCCGGCCCCCCGGGGAGGCUCGGGAGAGGAGAAGGGUUUGGGGCCGUGGCAGCGUCCAUCUGCACCUGUGUGCGGCCGCUCACGCCCACCUGUGCGUACACCUGUGCUCCCGCCGCACGAGCCACCGGCAGGGGUGAGGGCUCCGGGGCAUCUGUCACAUGAUCACGAAGGCUGCCUGCAAACCCAGUGUCCGGGUAAAAGGCCAUCUUUAUUUGGAGCCUGUUUGGAAACCACGUUACUCCUGUGGUUUCCAGCGCGCAGGCCGCAGAGCUGCGGCGGCUGGGGGCUUGCCCAUCACCCUUCCAGCAUGGCCACCCGUGGAGGAGGGGCCUCUGACGUCUUCCCCAGAUGCUCGGGUGCACCUCAGAAUGUCCUGUGCUCCCUCCACGUCACGUGGCCGCCUCUUUCUUGGGCUCAGCGAGGCAGGCCCCCUGGGAGGGGAUUCCUGGCCGGGGCAGGUGUGGCCUAUUUGCCUCUGGAUUUUUUUUUUUUAAGAUUUCAUUUAUUUUACUAGAGAGCACGAGCAGGGUGGGGGCGUGGGGGAGGGGCAGAGGAGCCCGACAACGACGUGGGACUCGAUCCCAGGACCCCGAGAUCAUGACCUGAGCCGAAGGCAGAGGCUUCACCGACGGAGCCCCCAGGCGCCCCACCUCUGUGGAUGUUUGAACUUCAUGUCCUGCGAAGAUGAACCGGGACCCUGGCCCUGGGCUCAGCAGGCAGGAGUUCUGGCCAGGGACCCGGGGAUGGGGAGCAGCUGUGAGCCCGGUUAGAAGAGACUGGGCAGGGGCUGGGCCCCAGGACGGGAUGCUGCUAUCCCUGGGUUGUGGGCCCCUCAAAACUCCUAGCAUGGGGGCGUCUGGCUGGCUCAGUUGUUAGAGCUCUUGAUCUCAGGGUCAUGGGUGUGAGCCCCACCUUGGGGGUAGAGAUUACUUAAGAAAAACUCCCCAAAGGCCCUGGCUGGGCUGAGCUCCACGCUGGGUGUGAGCUCAUGGGUCCCUUGGGAAGCCAGUGUGGGACAGAGAGCUGAAGGUGGGCCCCAUGUGCAGGGCUGCGGACGGAGCCACCAGCCCAUGGUGGUGUUGGAACAAGGGCCAGAGCCUGGGGGGCCCUGGGGUCUGCAGUGGGAAGACACGCUGAUUUGGGGAACUGCCCUGACCUGGGGGUGGCCAAGGAGAGGUGGCCACACCCUGCGCCCCUGGCCUGAGCCGCCCCAACAGCUCACAGCUGGGGAACGAGGGCUCAUUACAGCUUGUGCAGCCCCUGGGCCAGGUCCAGAGGAAGGGAGGCCCGCAGGAAGCCGAAUCAGCACCUGUGGGGGCCACGGAAGGCCGCAGGGGCACCCCACCCCCUGGGAUAGUGAGUUCCCUUGCCGUGGCCAGGGUCUACCCCCUGGUCUGAUUGGGGCCCAGAGGGAAGGGGACAGGGCCCUGUGUGAGGAGGGGAGGGGCGC
This is a messenger RNA of Zalophus californianus (California sea lion), 4646 nucleotides long. It is a transcript of the gene SLC19A1, whose product is annotated as solute carrier family 19 member 1. Gene Ontology annotation, biological process: folate transmembrane transport; methotrexate transport. Gene Ontology annotation, molecular function: folate:monoatomic anion antiporter activity; methotrexate transmembrane transporter activity; folic acid binding. Bases 172 to 1692 code for a protein of 506 amino acids. Gene Ontology annotation, cellular component: basolateral plasma membrane; plasma membrane; apical plasma membrane. NCBI's taxonomy places the organism in Eukaryota, Metazoa, Chordata, Mammalia, Carnivora, Otariidae. The record is from RefSeq and is a predicted model, not a curated record. The transcript is spliced from 6 exons.